AUGUCAGAAAUCGAAACUUUAGCCCAGAUUCACCUUUCAGAUAUUAAAGAUUGUCUGCGAGAUAAUAAUUAUCUGUUUACCUCUGGACGCGACCAUUUUGUCCGUUUAGUUAGACUUGGUGAUUUUAAAGAAUUGAGCAAAUCUGAGGACUUGUUUUGUUUUGUGAAUUCUCUAAGUUAUCUAGAUGGCGUUCUUUAUGCCGGGGCACAAGAUGGAUAUGUUUGGCGGUUCAAAAGAGAGGGCGAUUCUUUGGUCCGACUUGGUAAGAGCCAAGCACAUAGUAGUAAUGUUUGUUCUUUACGUAUUGCUGGAGAUAAGGUAUUGAGUGCGUCCUGGGAUGGAACAAUUGGGAUUUGGAUGGCUGGGAAGUUGGUAGAGAAGAUCCGGACUGAAAAGACUCUUUGGGCAGUUGAGAUGCUGGUUGGUCAGUCGGAUACUUUGGUGGCGGCCUGUACUGAUGGAACUUUGUUGUACUUAGAACGGAAAGAUGGUAAGUACGUAGGUGUAAAAGGUUUAAGAUUGCAUGAGUCUUGUAUUCGAGAUUUAGUGGUUGAGACGGAUCGAAUUGUUUCUUUAUCUAAUAAUGGAGUUUUAGUAGUUUCAGAAUUAUCUGGGAAAGUCUUGAUACGUAAAGACUUGAACUUGAUUAGCUUUCGAGUGAAAAGGAAUGCUGAAACGGGUGAGUAUACUGUAUUUGGUGAUGAAGGAGUAGUUCGUGUCUUAGAUAGUAAUUUGGAGGAUUUGUAUACGAUUACUUUGCCGGUUCUGUCGUGCUGGUGUGGCGAGGCGUACCAGGAUAAAGUAGUGGUAGGUGGAUCUGAUGGCCGAUUGUACCGGUUUGGGAGUGAGGGUAAGGAAGAGGCUAAAAGUCAGCUAGAAGGUUUACAAGUAAGUCAGACCCAGAAUGUAUCGGCUAGUGCCACUGAUAGUACACCAGCUCAACAACCACAGUAUAAGGUCGUGGAUGGGAAGGUCUUUGAAAAGAAAGGUGAUACCUGGGAGCUUUUUGGUGAUCAAAUAGAUAGUAAGCCUAAAAAGGACCAUACUAUUAAUAUUGAGGUGGGUAAUCGGACGUUGCAACUAUCAUUUAAUAAGAAGGAUGACUUUAAUGAAGUAGCCAAAGGGUUUACUAAAGAACACGGCUUAGGUGAAGAACAUGUUGAGGAGAUUGAAGAGUUUCUGAAUCGUAACUUUGGGCAGCGAACGAGUAGUAGAGAUAUUUCUAAGUAUACUACGUACGAUACAGUAGCUUGGGAAGGUCUAAAGAAGAAGAUGGCUGAGUUCGAUAAGAAUGAGGCGGUGAUGGGACUUAUGCAAGAUCUUCAGGAUGGGCGGAUAAAUAGUAAGAGUUCUGGAUUUCAAGCUAGAGUAGCCGAUGCUGAAGUUGUUUUAAGUGAGUGGUUGCAGAAGCAUUCGGUGCGUUUUCCGGUUCUGGACUGCUACAAGUACUUGGUGGCUAAAGGGGCUCAAUUUGACUUUCUAGUUCUCCAAAGUCUUGGGGAGUGGCAAGAUAAGCGGGAUGCAUUGGUUUUUGCUAAGCUAGCUACUAAUAUUUUGGCGUAUGUUCCUGAGAAUAGGAAGUAUGUUCAGGCGGCGAUGAGUUAUAUUUGUGAUAAGGGUUUAGUGGCUCCUGAUGUAGUCAGAAAUUACAAACGGAACUUGUACUUGGUUGAGCAGUAUGAAGCGGCGAAAUAA
Molecule: messenger RNA, 1695 nt
Organism: Nematocida homosporus
Lineage: Eukaryota; Fungi; Microsporidia
Product: phospholipase A-2-activating protein
Exons: 1
Coding region: 1-1695 (564 amino acids)
Biological process (GO): ubiquitin recycling; proteasome-mediated ubiquitin-dependent protein catabolic process
Cellular component (GO): cytoplasm; nucleus
Molecular function (GO): ubiquitin binding
Source: RefSeq, a predicted model, not a curated record